Peronospora matthiolae is the source of this 1146-nucleotide messenger RNA. NCBI's taxonomy places the organism in Eukaryota, Oomycota, Peronosporomycetes, Peronosporales, Peronosporaceae. The record is from the annotation of a GenBank genome assembly.
AUGAACACCAAGCUGGGGAAACUGUACUUGGACAUGCACAACUUUGACCAGUUGCAAAAGCUGUUGCAGCAGCUCUAUGCAUACUGCCAGACGUCGGAUGGAGAGCAGGAUAAUGCGAAAGCGACGUCGCUGUUAGAAGUCUACGCUCUGGAAAUUCAGCUAUGUGUCGCUACCAAGAACAGCAUCAGAAUGCGCGCCGUCUACCCAAAGACACUGGAUCUGGACGCAGCUGUGGCUGAUCCGCGAGUCAUAGGCUUUAUCCGUGAGGAGGGUGGUAAAAUGUACUUGGAAGAGAAGGAAUGGAUGCUGGCGUAUAACGAGUUUUUCGAGGGCUUCCGCAACUACCAAGAAGCUGGAAACUCACGAGCAACGCAGUGUCUGAAGUAUGUUGUCCUGGCCAAUAUGUUGACCAGCUCGAAUAUCAAUCCUUUUGAUUCGCGAGAAGCAAAGGUGUAUCAAGAUGUGGAAGAGGUCGGCGCGAUGCUGCUGCUGCGGAGUGCCUAUGAAGCCAACGACAUUGUGCAGUUUGAGAAGGUGUUGAAGAACCCAAGCUACAAACUGCUGAGUGAUCCGAUAAUGAACCAGUGCUUGAACCCGUUGCUGCGCAAUAUACGAUGUCAAGCUAUGAAGACCAUUGUACGUCCAUACCGAACGAUCCGCGUUGAGAGCCUCUCAAAGCGGAUGAACAUUACGACGGAGGAUGUCGAAGAUAUUGCUAUUGCCCUCAUUCAAAAUUGCGAGCUAGACGCCAAGAUUGACCAGAGCAGGGGCUUCUUGUCUUGCAGACACGACAAAAGUGCGUCAAAUUCGCUUGCACUCUUUAGUUGUGGCUGCUUGAUUUCUGACAUUUCUUUCUGUUUCUGGUUUAUAGAGCCCGAGGUGCUCACAAGACGUACGAUGCGUUGGAUCGAUGGACUCGAGCUCUUGCCUCGACACAUGCAUCGGUUGCCGCGCGGGUACUUGCACCACCGUGACAUCAGAAGAUGUAAUCUUGUGCAAUUUAACUCGAGCAAUCGAGAUGGUGUACUAUUGGGGUCAAUCGCGUCUUCUCAUUUCAUCUGUCUUACUAGAAUUGCCCGUCCGGCAGCCGGUCAGCAUCGAGGCUUCGUCAUCAUGCAACCUGACAUUGGUUGUUGUGUUCAGUGA